CAAACGUCCUAUGGUAACAGAUCUUAUUACAUAUUGUCAUCAAUUAGAUUCACCCAUCAUUGAUCAUUUCCAUCCUCUUCUUUAUCAACGGUGUUUAUUAAGUGAUGCUACUUGGAUUUCUGCUGGUGUCAUUUGCCUUGUUUGGAUAUUCCUUUUUCUGGCCGCACUUCGUACUAACCCAAAUGAUGAUGAUGAUGGUGUAACCAAACAAUAUAUGCAUGCAAAGGAGCCUCAUUGGGGUCGUUACGUACCUGAACCUGUUGAUCAACCGCGUCAUUACAGCAACAAGAAUAAUCAUGGAGCAAUGUAUCGUCAAUCACAUAUUUCUGUUGAAAGUACAAGUACCGUCCAAAAACAACAACAACAGCAGCCAUCACCACUUGUCUAUGCACCUUCUUAUUCUCCAACAUCACCUGUACAUGCCAAUCAUAAUUAUCAACAUCAACAAUAUCUUGACCCUUCUUACUAUUAUCCUCAACAUAGUCCUUUAGAAUCAGAAAAAAUCGAAUUCCAUAAUACACCCUAUCAAUAUGAUACUCCAAGUCAUCAUCCUAUGAAUCUCCAUCAUCAAUAAUCCUCCUAUACUAUAUUCUUUUUUUUUUU
Messenger RNA from Halteromyces radiatus, 603 nucleotides. RefSeq lists its product as uncharacterized. The coding region runs from base 11 to 574 and encodes 187 amino acids. The record is from RefSeq and is a predicted model, not a curated record. The transcript has a single exon. Lineage: Eukaryota; Fungi; Mucoromycota; Mucoromycetes; Mucorales; Cunninghamellaceae.